Messenger RNA from Prorocentrum cordatum, 360 nucleotides. NCBI's taxonomy places the organism in Eukaryota, Dinophyceae, Prorocentrales, Prorocentraceae. The record is from the annotation of a GenBank genome assembly.
AUGGUUCAAGCUCGCUUGCUGUGUCUGGCCAAUCCGUGGCUCUGGCGGUCGUGGUCGCUGCCCCUGGGCCUGGGGGUGCUGCGCCCGAAGUGCGUGGCGUGGCGGAAAUCGUUUGGAAUUUGGUGCAGGCGCCUGCUGGCGAAGCUGGGGCGGUUGGCCACCUCGAGUACAGCGCCUUGCGCUCCCAUUCGUUUCCUCAGCCUGUGGUACUGGGGCCGCGCGACCGCCCCAGCGUUCGCUCGCGGCGCGUCUGGUUACGGGGGCGGUGUGCUCACCAAGAUCUACCAGCGUGGACAGGUCGGAGUGGGCUCGGUCGCGCCAUCGGGUUCAUCUGCACGGGCGAGGAGUGGGCUGCCAUAG